Messenger RNA from Vairimorpha ceranae, 1005 nucleotides. Its product is annotated as 60s ribosomal protein l4. Gene Ontology annotation, biological process: translation. The record is from RefSeq and is a predicted model, not a curated record. Gene Ontology annotation, cellular component: cytosolic large ribosomal subunit; ribosome. Lineage: Eukaryota; Fungi; Microsporidia; Nosematidae. Gene Ontology annotation, molecular function: structural constituent of ribosome; RNA binding. The transcript has a single exon. Bases 1 to 1005 code for a protein of 334 amino acids.
AUGGAAAAUAAAACUAAUUGCUAUGAAUUAGACGGAACUACCAUAAAGUCUACUAUCGAUGUGCCAGAUGUAUUUUCAGUGGAUAUUAGAUCUGAUAUUAUUGAACAGGUUCAUUCUCUUGAGAGAUUAAAUUUGAGACAACCUUAUGCUGUGUCUCCCGAUGCUGGUAUGCAACAUUCUGCUGUUUCUUGGGGAACUGGAAGAGCUAUUGCGAGAUGUCCUAGAAUUGGUGGAGGUGGUUCAAGAAGAUCUGGACAGGGUGCUUUCGCUAAUUUCUGUAGGAAGGGUAGAAUGGCACAUCCUACUACCACUAUGAGAAGAUGGUGUAGAAAGAUACCUCUUAAUACUAGAAGAAUAGCAAUUGCUAUGUCUAUUGCUGCAUCAGCCAGGCCUUCUUUUAUUGAAGCUAGAGGACAUCGAAUUGAAAAUGUCAAAAAUAUUCCGCUAGUAGUCAGUGAUAAAAUUAAAGAAUUAGUAAAAACUAAAGAUGCCUUUGAAGUUAUUAAGAAUUUUAAUUUAGCAGAAGAAGUAGAGAAAGUUAAAAAUAGCAAAUCUUUGCGUGGUACAAAAGGUAAAAUGAGAAAUAGAAGGUAUAGAAUGAGAAAAGGUCUUUUACUUAUUCAUGAUAGUCCUGUUGAAUUAAAAGCUUUUAGAAAUAUUCCUGGUGUGGAUCAGUUAAAUAUCAAUAAAUUGAAUAUUUACGAACUAGCACCUGGAGGUCAUGCUGGUAGGCUUAUUUUAUGGACUGAAAGUUCUUUUAAAAAAUUAGAAAGUAUGUUUGGUAAAUUUAAUAGUGAAUCAAAACUUUUAAAGAAAUUUACAUUACCCAAGAAGUUAUGUACUACUGACAGCUUCAAAGAUUUAUACUUAUCUGAAGAGGUACAAGCCAUUCUUAAUGAAGCUAAAUAUUGCCCAGAAUAUAGUUCUAGAAUGACUGAGGAAGAGAUUGCGGAAAAUGAUAAAUUUAUCGGCAUGUUCGAUACUACUCAAGUUUUAUCUCAUUAA